Xenopus tropicalis (tropical clawed frog) is the source of this 4772-nucleotide messenger RNA. Lineage: Eukaryota; Metazoa; Chordata; Amphibia; Anura; Pipidae. The record is from RefSeq and is a predicted model, not a curated record.
GUGAUGGGGGUGGGAAUCAGUGACCCGAGGUUAGAAGCUGCUAGUAACCCCCCCUGUUUCACAUGAGCCAGGGGAUUAUGCAUAGAAAGAAGCACAGCAGGGGAGCCAGUUGGCAGUGCAGAGAUAAAAAUCCCUUGGAGGAAGUCAGCAUGAGACUCCAUCAGACAGAAGUACAUUGGGGGUUGGCAGCUAGAAAGGUUAAUGUGAAUGCAUAUUAAUGGAGCCUGGGGAGGAGAGCAAGGGGGAAGCAGCAGCAGCGGCAGGGUGGCUCUGUGUGUGCGUCACAUGCUCACCUGAAAGGGAGGAGUGAGAGGUGGCUCCUCCGUAAACAGAAUUCCUAGCAAACAAAUUGUAUCGGGCGAAAGGGCUGUGCUGUAGCAACGCCAGGAAGAGCCCAUCGAGCUGCUAGCGCUGAAUGGAAUACUCCCUCUCUCUUGCGAUUUGCUCGCUGUAGGAAGGUUGCACUCACUUUUGCCGAAGACCUACAGGACGUGUGCACUUUCCGUCGCCCCUCCUGCGCUCUCUAUGCCCAGGGCAGCGUCUCUUCGGCUCUCCCUAAGGGCUGCUGUGGAGGGAAAAGCAGGAAAUCAGAUGCAGCGGGGAAAAGUUGCAGGAUAUCCCUCAGACUGGAAGUGACACCGGGCUGUCUGCGCGUCUGUCGCAGCCUUCCCUGCUUUACAAACAACAAGGUUUAUCGCGGUAGAUAAGGUGGUGGUGUGAGCCGUGCAUGGAGAUCUGCUGAGCACCCCCUGUACCGGGCCAUGGGAGGCUGCGUGGGGCGACCCCAAGGGGAGAGCCAGAGAUCGCAAUCCAGGGCCUCUGGGCAACAGCGCAAGAGAGCAGGUCGCAAUGAGCCAUUAAAGAAAGAGAGGCCAAGAUGGAAGAGCGACUACCCCAUGACUGAUGGACAGUUGCGCAGCAAGCGGGAUGAGUUUUGGGACACGGCACCUGCCUUCGAGGGGCGGAAGGAAAUCUGGGAUGCUUUGAAGGCGGCAGCCUUUGCAGUGGAAGCCAAUGACCAUGAGCUGGCUCAGGCUAUUGUGGAUGGUGCCAGUAUUACGUUACCUCAUGGAUCCCUAACAGAAUGUUAUGACGAGCUCGGAACCCGCUACCAACUUCCUGUUUACUGCCUGGCUCCUCCCGUUAACCUCAUCAUGGAGAGAAGUGAGGAAGAUGGAACAGAUGCUCUAGAGCCUGCCCCCAACACAAGACGGGAAUUCCAGCUUAAAGUCCGCCUCUCCACUGGGAAGGACGUUAAACUCAAUGCCAGCAUGGUGGAUACCAUUGGCCAACUGAAAAAGCAGCUGCAUGCAGUGGAGGGCAUUGAGCCUUGUUGGCAACGCUGGUUUUUUUCUGGGAAGCUUCUCACAGACAGAAUGAAGCUCCAGGAGACGAAGAUCCAGAAAGACUACGUGAUACAAGUUAUUGUAAACCAGCCACAAGAGACACAAAACUGAACUGGCACAAUGCCCAGCAAAUAUGAAUGUACAUUUUAAUACAAGUACAAUAGGAGGGUGAGGGAAAGGCUGGCUGCUAGGUCUUUAUCUCCUUUCCUGAUGUCCACCUUCCCAAGCAUCGGUCUCUUGCUGAGCGGGGACUGUAUCCUGAAAUGCUGGGGAUGAGGUGAAUGAAUGACCUUAAUGCUGCACUAUGUUUCCCUAAGUCUUUAUUGCACAUGCAGUCCUCCUCAGCUUCUUGUAUGGCUGAGAUUAAUGGGCAGAUACUAUCAUCUUCAGUGUGGCGUUGGGUGGGGAAGACUCUUUUAUACUGUGUAUGCUGGGUUUAUCUUUCAGUACAGGGGUGGGGGAAGAUUUUGGCACUCCAAACUCUGGAGAACUACAGCUCGUAACAGUCUGCUCCAGUGGGGGCUGCUGGGAGUUGUAGAGUUGCAGCAGCUGGGGCCCCAAAGGAUAUAACUGCAACAAAUUUUUUCGUUUUUCUUUAUUUUCUUUUUUUUUUUUCUUUUCCCUGCCUAAAAGUCUACUUGUUUAAAAUUUACUCUCCUAAAAGUCCUAAGGCCCCAGCUUAAUCUGUGUACUACUGAUCCUACAGAACACCAUGGACCUGUUUGGGUAACUUUUUGAAUUUAUUACUGCUCUGAAAGAGGUAUAUAACUCUGUGUAACCACGUCCAUUCCUUUGGGUACUGAUCAGAUUUUAGCAGUAGUCAGGGAGAGUCUGCUUCCUAAUGUGCAGUGCACAGGGGGUCUUUAGGCACCUUGUUUUUGAUUUAGGCAAGUGUACAUGUGCCCUAACCUGCACGCGUUAGUCACUACAAAGCAAAGUAAUACCUGUAAGUUUGUGCUUGACCCCAUGCUACAAGUUUUUCAUAUUGACACAUUCGCCAAACGUGACUGGCUAUGGGUAAGAGGCCACAGCCAUUCAGCUAAAGAUAGACCAUAACCACUAUGUAGAGAAACCAGCACAUCCAAUCUGUCCAAAGAUUCUGCGGAUGAAAAGCCAGAAUUUUCUUUCAGCUCGGCACUCUUGCCUUACUCAUUUAGUGUGCCUGUGUGCACUUGGUCUUAGGCAUAAAGCCAAUUGGAAAGCCAAUGAGCAUUCUGUAAGCAUGUAACCAAUCCACUCCUUCCCUAAUAUGUUGCUUAUACCAGUAUAAACAAUGGUUCCACAAUUAUAGAACAUACCAUGUCAAUAGGUAGGGGUUUAUCUUUCAGUAAAAUACAUUAAUGGCCUGCAGUGUGUGCCCAAAACACUCCUGUGUGGUACUCUCAGGGCUGGUUUAAAAACAAAUGUAAUGAAUGGGAAUACAGAAUACAUAUUAUUCCACAGUGUAACAAUUGUUUCAUAUUCUUAGUAUCUACAUGUGGGCUAGACAACCUGUGGCCCUCCAGCUGCUGUAUUAUCUAUAUCUUUCAGAAUCCCACAAACUGCUGAAUGCUGUCAGAGGAUGGUGCAAUGUUGUUUUAUCUAUAUUCUUCCCCCACCCCACCUCAGGUUAAUGCCCCCUCUUCUCUAAGUGUAGCCAUAAUUAACCUCAGGCUAAAAAGCACUAUGUCCCCUUUUGCUCAUAGCAAUAUAAACAAGUAGUUUUCUCAUCCUACUGUAUUCUCAACCGACAAACACCAGAGUACAAGUAGCCCUUCAUGGGCUCUGAAGCUGUUGAGGAGCAUCUGGAAAUUCAAGAGAAUAGGGUGGUAAUACAAACUGACACCCACUUAUUUGGUUUAUAUGGCCCAAUCUGCAAAUGUGUGCUCAGUGCAGCCACAAAUGAAUGGAUACGGAGGGUUCCUGGGCAAUAAGGUUGGCCUAAUACUGUAUAAAUAGGUCAGUUCUGCCACUCUAAUAAAACAAAGAAAACCCAGUAGGUUAACCUUCACUUACAAAGUGUGCCAACUUAGUCAUAUGGACACCAUUAUCUUUUAAGACUGCCCAAUCAGUAUCUGAAUGAGUUUUUAAAAAUAUGUUAAGUGGGAGGAAAGUAUGAAAAGGGAGCCUUGUACUUUAUUCCUGGUCAGUGGCAGGUGUAAAGUACAGGCAUCCCUUGUGCCUCUGCCAUAGUGCAAAGUGCUUUCUCUAUGGUGCCUUGGCACGUGCAGGUUUGUGCUUAGUGCUGUGCUGGAGGAUUCUGAACAGCUGGAGGGCUGGGGGUUUCCUAUCCUUGGCCUAUUGUAGCAAGAGCGGAUACCCACAACUUCUUAGUUUCUUAUUAGAGGAUGCAAAUCUUUCUCCCACCAUGUGCCUACAUGCAGACGUCCAUAUUUCUUUUAAAUAAACCUUUUAAUAGAACUCUGUAUCUUGUUUUAAUCAUUUUAAUUGAUCAAACAGUGUUGCCUCUUGAACAAAACAGAGUAAGCAAUAAAAUCUGAAUUUGUUUUAAUGUCACAUCUUGUGCACGGGUGAUGGUAGGCCCUUUGGGUGCUGUUCAAUGACAACCUUGGAUAUUCCAUUGACAGACCAAGGCCUGUGAUUGUUAUGAGGGAGCUGUAGUUCAGCAGCUGCUGGAGGGGGAUGCUGUUUACCCAUAAAUUUCUUAUGUUAUUGUGAAUAAGUAAGUAGAUUUUUUUUAGUGACAAGCCGAGGAUGCUGGGAUUUUUAGAUCCCCCUAAAGAUGGAGGGCCACAGGUUGGCCAUGUGUCUCUUUCAACUAGGACUUUGUAACUUACCCAGAAAUUGGAGGAUGCUGGCAGUUGUAAUUCGGACACAGGUAGAGGGGCACAGUUUACAGACCUUUGUUCUUUACAUUGGUUUGUAAUGUUAAUCUGACUACUUUUAUAGUUUUGGAAUUAAAGGUUAAAUAUUCCUCUGUCUUCAUAAGUUAUUUAUCUUGCUUUAAUUAUACAUUGUGAAGGGCACAAAUUAUUGUGUGCACAGCAACUUCCCUUUCUCCUUAUUUGCAAACAUACAUGUAUGUAGGGAGGGCGCAUUCUGUGCAUGCAGUAAGCAGCGCUCGCUUAUUACUUCCCAAGAAAAAAUAUAUGCAAGAUAUACUUUACUUACAAAUAAAUUAUAUUUCUCUUUUAAUUAAAAAAGGGCACAAUAAUAGCUGGAUGUUCACUCUGUACACACUGUAUAGUUACAAUGUGAUGUUUAUCCACUAGCUGACCAGCUGCCUGUAUAUUCAUUUGUUUUAGAGAUUCCGUGCAACGACAAACUCUGUUUCACUCUCCUCAUCUGUUGGUAAUUCACACUUACGGUUUUUAAGCAAUACCUGUUUUUCUGUAUUGUACCCCCCAAAAAGAUACUUGAAAAUGACAUGUUCAUCUCCAUGUCUCUCCGGAUAAAAUAUUUGUAAAUAAAUCAAUUCAUACAGAA